Molecule: messenger RNA, 1552 nt
Organism: Trifolium pratense (red clover)
Lineage: Eukaryota; Viridiplantae; Streptophyta; Magnoliopsida; Fabales; Fabaceae
Product: F-box/LRR-repeat protein At4g14096-like
Exons: 4
Coding region: 145-1227 (360 amino acids)
Molecular function (GO): protein binding
Source: RefSeq, a predicted model, not a curated record
AUCGCGCCAAAAUAAAAAUUGAAAAUAUAUCAAUUGCGCUCUUUCAUGGUACUAGCAGCGGCGGCCAAAGGCAUUUCUGUCAAUUCCAAUUUCCAACAUUGAAUCAUCAUUCAUCCGAAAGAAUAUUUGUUUGUUUAUGAUACGAUGAAGAGAAAAAGGGAUAAUGAUGACGAGGUUGAAAUCGAAGAAGAUAGACUGAGUGAGUUACCUGAUUGUGUUCUCCAUAACAUUCUAUCCUUCCUGAGCGCUAAAGGUGCCGUUGAAACUUCUGUAUUGUCUCCAAGAUGGAAAUAUCUUUGGAAGCGUCUUCCCACUCUUAGAUUACAUUCCUCUCACUUUAGACAUCUCAAGCAGUUUACCAAAUUUGUGUCUCAGAUUUUGUCUCGACGCGAUGGCUCAACUUCAAUCCACACUCUCAAUUUUCACCGUCAACUUUUGGUGGAGCCUCAACUACUCAAAAGGGUUAUAAACUACGCUAUUUCACAUGAUGUCCAAGAAAUAUUUAUCCAGGUUAAAUGUGAUAUUCAACACUUUCCGCCUUGCCUAUUUUCAUCUCACACUUUAACGUCUCUUAAACUUGCAAUUGUUCACCCUAAAAUUUAUGCUAUGAGAGCAUUAUUUCCUAAUUCUCUAGAUUUACCAUCAUUAACUACCCUGUGUCUACAUUUAUUCGCCUUUUCUGUCGGCGAUGAUGGCCGUGCUGAACCUUUUUCGACAUUAAAAAAGUUGAAUACUUUGAUUAUUGAUAAAUGUGAAGUUGUGGAUGCACAAAACCUUUUGAUAUCAAAUAUAACACUUGUUAAUUUAACUAUAGUCAUCCGUGAUUAUCCUCCUAAUGCCUGUAUUGAAAUCGAGUUAUCUACUCCAAAUCUUUGUACCUUUUGUUAUAUUGGAUCUCCUUUUCACAAAUUCUAUGGGAGAAAGGGCAAUCUCUCUUCUAUCAAACAUGUAGCCAUUGAUGUAAAGUUGAUGGCAAGUUCUAAGACGUAUUCUAAGUUUCUACUUGAUUGGUUGGUUGAGCUUGCGAAUGUUGAGUUACUCACGCUCUCUUCACCUACUCUUCAGGUUCUUUUCUUAGUUCCUAAUUUAUUGAAGGUUCAGCUCCGUUCUUUGUCUAACAUGAAGUCACUGAAAGUAAUAAUGAAACAACCUUCAUCCAUACCAGAAGGAAUGGUGAGCUUUUUGCUUCAAAACGCACCCUCGGCAAAGGUUGAGAUCAUAGAUUGAUUAAGCAAGGUUGUACAACCAAACAGAAAGGCAAAGGACAAAAUGACGAAAACAGGGAUGGAGCGAGAGCGAUGAUUUUUAUGACAACAUGAAUGCAUAGAACCCUUCUUGAUGUUUAUUAUUUUGAGAUGUUUGUCUGUAGGAUGUUUUUAUUUAUCUAUUUCAUGUAACAUUAACUCUUUAGUAGGAAAAGAGGUGAACAAUUUUAAGUUAUUUUGCAUAGGCAUCAAUGGAAUGUUUUCAUGUCUUGCUUGUGGCAUAAUCAAUCUCUAUUGAUGUAAUUGAUUAACUGUCAUAUGCUAGCUACGUUUUUACCUCUGUAAUA